Messenger RNA from Chara braunii, 1001 nucleotides. Lineage: Eukaryota; Viridiplantae; Streptophyta; Charophyceae; Charales; Characeae. The record is from the annotation of a GenBank genome assembly.
GAGGUUGUGGAGGAGGAAGAGUACGAGGAGGGGGUCCUAAAGUGAAUGGGAGGAGGAUGUAGGUCGGGGACCCAAUUUGCGGAGAACAGGGUGGGGAGCGUGGAGUGGGAGGGGGGCAAUCAGGAUGUGUGGGAUUGGGAGGAGGAGAAGGUUGGGAUGCCAGUCAAUCAGGAUGAGGAUGUAGGAACCAAUGGAGUGCAGGGGAAAGAAUGCCAAGGCGACAAGCAGGCAGCUUCCUCUGCGAGCCAUUCGAAAAGAGUGCCAGCAGCACACGUCAUCAAAGAAAGAAUGGGGUAUAUCGACACGUGGGAAGAAUUUGCGGAGAAGGCGGAGGGAUUGUAUAGGUCAAACCCCGUGGGCACGAGAUAUGUGACCAAGUACAGGCAUUGUGAUGGCAAACUGGUGUUGAAAGUCACAAAUGAUUUUGUGUGUCUGAAGUACAAGACGGAUCAACUUCAGGAUGCGAGGAAGAUGGAAAAGCUAAACAAUCUCUUUCUCACUCUCAUGUCGAGAGGAGUUGAUGCGGGAGACAUGGUGCUGGCGGAGCCCAAGUCGGGACCAGCGCCUCCGAAAAAAGGACGCGGAAGAAGACAAUGAUCACAAUCUGGUGUACCUCAGAAGAACGGAUGUGGAAGAAGAUGAAAACAAGGGUAUUUGUGCUUCCUCUGCUGCGAUGUGGCGACGGCAUACCUCAGAUUAUAUCCUGGAUGGUGGUGGGCAUUGGCCAAGGGGGCUAGAAGAGGAGAAUCUCCGACCAAGGCAGUGGUGGUUCUUGUUGGAGAGAGAACCGCCCUGUGUUUUGCAAAUUGAAUGAAAGCAUGUGUUCAGAAUUUUGGACUCACACACACAUGACUCUCUGCGUGUGUGUGCGCGCACACAUGUGCUGGCAUGCUUGUGUGCGUGCGGGCAAGAGAGAGAGAGAGAGAGAGAGAGAGAGAGAGAGAGAGAGAGAGAGAGAGAGAGAGAGAGAGAGAGAGGCCUAUGACGGAAGCAUCACAAAG